UUUUUUGGCUGAACUCAAAAGGUUUUAGCAAUGGAACUGAGAUAUCUCCUCUUAGCUAUUUUAGUGCUAAGCUUCUCUGUAAAUUGCGCUGAGAAGGCUCGAUAUGAUAAUUACAGAAUUUAUGAAAUUAUUAUCGAGAACGAUGAACAAUUAGAGCUUUUAAAGGACAUUGAAAAUAAUUCUUAUGGAUACGAAGUGAUGCGUUUUCCUAACUCAAUUGACAAAAAAGUAGAAAUUCUUGUUCCACCUCACAAACUAGGAGAAUUCAGUGAAAUUAUUGAGAACUUUCAAUUCAAAUCACAAUUGCUGAUGAAUAAUUUGCAAGAAAUCAUCGACAACGAACAACCAAAAGAAAGAUCAAGUCGACUGGAUUGGACAAGAUACUGGACGUUAACUGAAAUAACUUCAUGGCUCAAGCAACUUGUUGCCAAUCAACCCGAUGAUCUACAAAUGAUAAACAUCGGCACAUCACACGAAGGUCGACCAAUCUUAGGAGUCAAACUUAAUAUUGGAAAUGGAACUGGAAAGAAGCAAAUUAUUUUGGAAGGAACGAUGCAUGCUCGUGAAUGGAUAUCAACAGCAACUGUUACUUGGAUUUUAAAUGAAUUGCUGACAUCAGAAAUUCCUGAAAUCAAAGUACUUGCUGCUAAUUAUGAAUGGAUUAUUCUUCCAGUGAUAAAUGUUGAUGGAUAUGAAUAUUCAUGGACAAGUGAUAGAAUGUGGAGAAAGACACGUCAACGGUUCGGUAGACUUUGCGUUGGAGUCGAUCCAAACAGAAAUUUCGACAACUUUUUCAAUCAAGCAGGAACAUCACCUAAUCCUUGCAGAAACACUUAUGCUGGUCCGUUCCCAUUCUCAGAACCUGAAACAAAACAAUACUCUGAAUUUAUGGCAAAUCUACCGAACCUAGCGGGUUACUUUAGUUUCCAUUCUUUUGGACAAAUGUUGUUGCUUCCAUAUGGAUACACCCAGGAACUUCUUGAUAACUACGAUGAACUUUAUGAAAUUGGACAAAAAGCUGUAGCUGCAUUGAGAGUAAGGUAUAGGACUAGGUAUCGAUUGGGAAGUAUUGCUAAUGUUUUAUACUACGCAACUGGAAACUCAUUAGACUGGCUGAAAUACAAUUAUCAAACUAAUGUCACCUACGUGUAUGAGUUGCGUGAUCGCGGACUGAACAGAUUCAUCUUACCAGCUUCACAAAUAAUCCCUAAUUGUCUAGAAGUUUUUGAUUCACUCUUUGUUAUCCUAACUGAAGCACAGAAGAAAGGUAUUGCUUAAAUAUCAACUAUAAAUUUAAAGCUGUGAUUCUAUUAAAUAAUGUCAUCAAUGUCUCUUCUUUAUUGCCAAUUCAUUCCCAAAUGACUCAAUAAAAUUCAAUAAGAAGAAAUUGUUGCACGAAAA
Molecule: messenger RNA, 1401 nt
Organism: Chironomus riparius
Lineage: Eukaryota; Metazoa; Arthropoda; Insecta; Diptera; Chironomidae
Source: the annotation of a GenBank genome assembly